AUGGCCUUGUGUCUGCUGUGUCUGGGUCUUAUUCUCCUGGGUGCCCUGAAGAUGCAAGCUGAGAAGUCUCUUCCAACUUCCACCCCAACUCCACCACUGAGCAAAUUCCCCCAGAAGCCAGACUUCUUGUAUGAACAGUUCCAGGGAAAGUGGUAUUGCAUUGGUGUUGCCCAGAACACGCAUUUCAAUGAAAGCCAAAAUGAACCAGUCUUGCAAAACACCAUCUAUGAGCUAAAUGAUGACCACAGCUACAAUGUCACCGCUGACUGGGUCAGGGAUGGGAAAUGUGAACGCGAUAAUGGGAUAAUAUUACCAACUGAUAAACCAGGCCUGUUCUCCUUGCAAAAUGUGACACGUUAUGGUGGAGUACAGAAUUUCACUGUGCGAGUGCUAGAAACUGACUACAAGCAGUUUGCCAUGGUGUACUUGGAGAGGAUUGUCCAUAACAUGGUGUUCUUCAAGCAUGUGCUCUAUGGGAGGAAGAAGGAAUUGAGUCCUGAAAUGAAGGAGCACUACCGUACCGUGGCAAAAUCUCUGGGCGUCCCCGAUCGCUAUGUCACAUUCACUGACCAACAUGGUCAGUCCUGCUUUUGGUUCUCCAUGGUGUUGCUGCUCACUGUUUAUCAGAAGUUCUUCAGCAAUGGAGAUCAGUAUGAAUUCUAG
Messenger RNA from Octodon degus (degu), 663 nucleotides. RefSeq names its product neutrophil gelatinase-associated lipocalin-like. Gene Ontology annotation, molecular function: small molecule binding. Bases 1 to 663 code for a protein of 220 amino acids. The transcript is spliced from 6 exons. Lineage: Eukaryota; Metazoa; Chordata; Mammalia; Rodentia; Octodontidae. The record is from RefSeq and is a predicted model, not a curated record.